Molecule: messenger RNA, 1574 nt
Organism: Oryza brachyantha (malo sina)
Lineage: Eukaryota; Viridiplantae; Streptophyta; Magnoliopsida; Poales; Poaceae
Product: polyadenylate-binding protein RBP47C'-like
Exons: 6
Coding region: 48-1274 (408 amino acids)
Cellular component (GO): cytosol
Molecular function (GO): mRNA binding
Source: RefSeq, a predicted model, not a curated record
UCCCCCCUCCUCCUCCUCCUCGCGUGCUCCCGGCGGCGGCGGCGGCGAUGCAGAUGGCGGCGGCGGGUGCGGCCGCGACCGAGGCCCCGGCGGGUGGGGCGGCGCCUCACCACCACCACCACCACCCGCACGCGCACGUGGCGCACGGGCACCCGCACCACCACAUCCAGCCGAGGUGGGUGGUCAUCCCGUACCCGCCGCCGCCGGGCAUGGUGGCCGGGCCGCCGCCUCCGCCGCCGCAGUUCGUCAAGCACUUCGCGCCGCCGGCGUCGGUGACCCCGCCGCCGCCGCAGCCGCAGGCGCAGCCGCAGCAGCCGCCAGCGGGGGGUGGAUCCGGCGGGAACGGGGCCGGGGACGAGAACCGGACGAUUUGGGUCGGGGACCUCCAGUAUUGGAUGGACGAGAAUUACCUGCACAACUGCUUUGGCUCCGGUGGCGAGGUGGUCACAAUUAAAGUUAUUCGUAAUAGACAUUCUGGAGUUUCUGAGGGUUAUGGAUUUGUUGAGUUCUGUUCUCAUGCAUCAGCAGAGAAAGCACUCCAGAAUUUUUCUGGCCAUUUAAUGCCUAACACUGACCGAGCUUUUAAGAUAAACUGGGCAUCUUAUAGUAUGGGAGAAAAACGCUCUGAACUUGCUUCCGAUUACUCAAUAUUUGUUGGUGAUCUGGCUGUUGAUGUUACUGAUGAAAUGCUGAUGACCCUUUUUGCUAAGAAAUAUCGAUCUGUGAAAGGAGCUAAAGUUAUUAUUGAUGCAAACACGGGACGUUCUAGGGGCUAUGGCUUUGUUAGGUUUGGAGAUGAUAAUGACAAAACUCAUGCGAUGACUGAAAUGAAUGGUGAAUAUUGCUCGAGCCGGCCAAUUCGUAUUGGACCUGCAACACCUAGAAGAUCUUCAGGUGAUUCUGGCUCCUCUCCACCAAGGCAGUCAGACAAUGACUCAACUAACAGGACGAUAUAUGUUGGUGGACUUGACCCUAAUGUUACUGAGGAUGAACUAAGGAAAGCAUUUGCUAAGUAUGGUGAUCUUGCCUCUGUUAAAAUUCCUGUUGGCAAACAGUGUGGCUUCGUUCAAUUUGUCAACAGACCUGAUGCAGAAGAAGCGCUGCAAGGACUGAAUGGAUCAACAAUUGGAAAGCAAGCAGUGCGUCUUUCCUGGGGCCGCAGUCCAGCAAGCAAACAGAAGGGAGUAUCUCUACUACUUAAAAGCGGAGUCAACUGUUCCUCCUUCCCAUGUCACACAGCCUCCCCCAAAAAUGGUUGGUUAAGAGCCACCUAGUUGUAUGGGCCUACCCUGCUGUAAUUCAUGGGCAUGUUACUAGUGUUGGUUUAAAUACAAACUAACCAAAUGAAGUGCUUUUGUGUUGUUCUGAAGAUGGCUUCUACUCUUAGGCUACCCCAUUAACCCUGUUUGUAGGAGUACUUUUGCAAUAUAAUAUGUAUACUCGUUGAAGUGCACUAUUACAAUAGCUAAGAUUCUUAACUACAGCGAUGGCUCAAGAAUCUGUUCUCUUUAUGGAUGAAACCGAGAUAAUUGAUAAUGCAUUUGCAGCACAUAUGCUUUUAUCUCAAGCUUCCA